AUCGCUUUGUGGAACGAGACCCAGGUCAACUGCAACCAGGCUGAGCUUUGUCUCUUGUUAGAUUUGAUUCAACAAGCAAGAAAUAUUCAGGUGUACAGAUAUUCACAUGUAAUCCAGAUCUAAACAUUUGUGUCUUUCAUCACUCACGGUGGGUAUUCCAGAUUAGAAUUGAUCGCUAGCUACUUAUGCUGGUUGUACAUGACGACCAAAUAGAUUAGGUGGUCAGAUUCAGUGACAUGGUUCAUAGUGUGUCAUCAUACCCCGAUGGCAUUGAUUGUUGUUCACAAUAUCAAUCACUGGUCCAGGCUCGGAUUAUUUACAGGCCUCCGUCAUAUAGCAGGAAUAUUGCCGAGUAUGUUGUUCAACAACAAACAAACAAUACUCCUAUGAUCACUAUCAUGUUUCUGAGCACUUCUUUGUCCAUUGUAGAAGUCCAAUCAGUGAACAGCAAUCUUCGAUGGUGUGCGAUGCGGUGUACGAUGCAGAUGGGGAGACUCUGUGUCAGAAGACACGUCAAAAUCCCCAUACAUCCGACUGCUCCAUUUCAUGCCACAAGCUGUUUGUACAGAUCUCCUCCUCAGCAAACUUGCAAUCCUUUUGAACCUCAGGCAUCAGAAGUUAUAGAUGUCCGUACAGAGAGAGAGUUUUCAUUGGACCACAUACCAGGUGCCAGGAACUUGCCAGUGCUGACACAGGCCCAGCACGUUGAAGUGGGUACUCGGUACACAGACAAUGCCUUCCAGGCUAGGAAACUGGGGGCCAGAUAUGUCGCCAGUUGCAUCAGCAAACAUAUUGAAAACUAUUUCCAGGAGAAAGAUGAAAACUAUUCACCUCUAGUGUACUGCUGGCGUGGAGGUCAGAGGUCAAACAGUCUGGCGAUAGUUCUGGCCGAGAUUGGAUUUCGUGUGUUUGUGUUGAAGGGGGGCUAUAAGUCAUACCGGCACAUUGUCACCCGGGAUCUCGACAUCCUUCCAAGGGAGAUGAACUUCAGGGUUAUAACAGGUUUAACAGGAAGUGGCAAGACUUUUCUCCUUCACCAGUUAUCAGAACGAGGCCAACAAGUCCUUGACCUUGAAGGUUUAGCUUGCCACAAGGGGUCCACCCUCGGUCUGUGGCACAACCACACCCAGCCCUCUCAGAAGAUGUGGGAGUCCCUCCUUCGGGACAAGAUGUCUCAGCUGGACAGCACCAAGCCUGUGUGGGUGGAGUCUGAGAGUAGGCGGAUUGGCAGAGUUACCAUCCCAGGAACACUAUUUGACAAAAUGGGUGAAGGACAGAGAUACGAAGUGAAUUUACCCAUGUCCGAACGUGUUCGGCACAUCAUUAAGGAUUAUCCUCACUGGAUAUCUGAUGUGGAGAAACUGAAAACGACACUUGCACCUUUAGCGAGAUUUGUUGGGAAGAAGAAGGUGUACGACUGGUAUGAUUUAUUAGCACAUGAUCGGUUCGAAGAAUUUGUGGAGAGUAUCUUACGUGAUCACUAUGAUCCAACCUAUACCAAGUCUCAAGCUAAAGCUCUGACAAGAUCCACAUGUGAUGUAAAACAGUUUCACUUAGAAAAUAUACAAGAAUCUGCUGUAGACCAAUUUAUUGAUCAUAUAAUUGACUCUUGAGUAAUUAAACCUUCUGAAAAGCUAUUUUAAACUUCUUAAUCAUGGUGAUAAUGUGACCUAUUUCAUUGUGAUAUAAGAAAUUUAGAAGUGAAUAAACAAGAAUAUAAAACCAAGA
Molecule: messenger RNA, 1728 nt
Organism: Haliotis rufescens (red abalone)
Lineage: Eukaryota; Metazoa; Mollusca; Gastropoda; Lepetellida; Haliotidae
Product: tRNA 2-selenouridine synthase-like
Exons: 2
Coding region: 237-1613 (458 amino acids)
Biological process (GO): tRNA wobble uridine modification
Molecular function (GO): thiosulfate-cyanide sulfurtransferase activity; tRNA 2-selenouridine synthase activity
Source: RefSeq, a predicted model, not a curated record